Molecule: messenger RNA, 6342 nt
Organism: Bursaphelenchus okinawaensis
Lineage: Eukaryota; Metazoa; Nematoda; Chromadorea; Rhabditida; Aphelenchoididae
Source: the annotation of a GenBank genome assembly
AUGACCUUACAUCGCUCCAACAGUCUGUCGUAUCUCUGCGAUGACUAUCAGUUAUAUCACUCGCUACAGCUCAAGACUCAUCUGAAGCGCUCGAAUAUCUGCAACGAUGACAAAGAGGUGAGUGAAGGAUUUGAAGUGAAGAGGCUAUGAGGAUGUUGAGGUUAUAGAAGGCAGUCUAAUGUUCGAAGCAUGAUUUAGGACAAUUUUUGUGCAUAACCGUAUAUAAUAAUGACAUUAUAUUCAGUUUUAAAUUUGUUUUUCAGAAUUUUUGUAAUUUUAUUUUAAUAUUCUAAUUUUGUUACCUAAAAUAUUUAAACAAAACUUUUAGAAGUCGGAAGUGUCGUCGACGUGGAUCGAAGAGACGUUCAAAAAGUAUGAAUGCAUAAAAUACAUUCCGGACCCCUUAUCAGACCGGUAAGCCUAAAAGAGCCUUAGGGUAUUAUUUUAGAUGUGGCUGCGGGAGACCAAGUUCCCAUCACUCUCAACUGGCCUUAAGUCGGUUCACGCUUUCCAUGGUAAAGCCGGUCGAUAAAACUCCGCAGAAAUGGUCGAUAAAAGAGCACAACCAGUCACUGCCAACAGAUGCCUACGGCACAAUCGAGUUCCAGGUAAUUUACAUAGUAUGAUUGGCUGUGUAAGACUAUAAAAGGUGGUUAUUAUAACAUUUUAGGGUGGUAUGCAUCCUCACAAAGCUCAGUAUGUUCGUCUAUCAUUUGAUUCGAAUCCAGCUGACGUCUUUCAUCUGAUGGAGAAGGUGUGGAAGCUAAAAAGACCACGACUGGUGAUUACUAUUCAUGGAGGAUCAGCCAACUUUGAGUAGGUAUUAAAUGUUAGAUUAAGUAACAAGACUAUAUAAAUAUCCAAAUGUUUUUUAAAUUACAGUAUGCCCGAUCGUCUGGGUCAGCUGUUUCGAGAAGGUCUUCUGAAGGCGGCCGAGACUACAGGAGCGUGGAUAAUAACAUCUGGAAUGGACCGUGGAGUAGUCCGUCACGUGGCCAAGGCUCUGGACGAAGCUGGGAUCUCUGCCAGAAUGAGAUCGCGACUUGUGACUAUUGGGAUCGCACCGUGGGGAGUGCUACGGAAGAGGGAGAAGUUCAUCGGCCGCGACGCUCACGUUCAGUACGAUCGACUGUGCCUGUUCAAGUCGAAAGGAAAGUACUCAGCCUUGAACGACAGACACACCUACUUCUUGUUGGCUGAUAAUGGUACUGUUGGGAGACCUGGUGCUGACAUCUUUCUGAGGAAACGGUUGGAAGAGUAUCUGGCUAAGAAUGGCACAUUUGGAACUAUCAGGGCUAGAAAGAUACCUAUCUUGUGUGUGGCUUUGGAAGGAGGGAUCAACACGCUUAAUAGUAUACAACAAUAUCUUACAAGGUAAUGGAAGUAGUAUUAUAUAUAAUAUGUUUUUUUUUGCCAAAUUACAUGCUAAUAUUACAGUAAUCCCCCUAUACCUACGAUAAUAUGUGAAGGAAGUGGUCGAAUAUCGAAUCUCUUGGCUUUUAUCUAUAACAAUAUCAGUGAUGAUGGGUAUGUCUUUUUAUAAAUGAAUAAUUCCAUUCUCUUUGCAUUACUAUAAUAUACCUUUAGUUUAUUAUAAUCUUCAGAUUUUUGUCCGCAGACUGCCGCGACAAGUUAUACGAUGGAGUCGCUGAAUUGAUGGGACAUGACACUCAACUGGUCGAUGAAGUGGUCGAUAAAAUACUAAACUGUGCCAAACUCAAGGGAUUGGUAUGUUUACUUUACAGUAUGAUUAAUGAACUGAGUAGAUUACAGUAUUCAGAAGUAGCGAGAACGAUCACAUCGACGCCGACCAGACGAUUCUGAAGGCGCUACUGAAGGGACAGAACUUGAGUCCGGCGGAACAGGUGGGUAACAGUACCCCUGGAUACUGUAACUUACAAAAAAUAGCUUUUUAGCUUUUUAACAGAACGCUAUGAUAAUAUUAGGUUGUUUACUUAAUUCUGCGCCCUUUUUCAAAGCAAAUUUGUGGGUAAGAGGGCGCAGAAUUAUGUGAACAACCUAAUAUAAGACUAAAACAAUAUCAUAGUUGUUUUUGAUGUCUUUGGUAAUAUUUUAGCUCUCUCUAACGUUAGUUUGGAACAGAGUUGACAUAGCCAGGUCAGAAGUGUUUACAGAAGACCAAGACUGGCAGAUGAAGCAUCUCCACAACGUUUUAAUGGAUGCUCUGAUUCUGAAUCGUGUUGAAUUUGUGAAGUUAUUAUUGGAAAAAGGAGUCUCCAUCAAACACUUCCUCAACAUCGACACUCUGGAGCAACUUUACAACUCUGUGAGCACGUUUACUGUAUCUUUUGUACACAUAAAGUAUAUUUUCUAACGGUAAUUUCAAUGUAGGAUUGUUGUAUUGUGUUUUGUUAAUUAAAAUACAACAAUAUCAUAGUAAAAUUAUUAUAAGAUACCGACACUUUAUGAAAAGCACUCAAAUAAUGUUAUUGUAGGACCCUACAGCCUUAAAUGCAUUGAGUCACUUAAUCGACGACAACUCGGCUUCUCGGACAGACGAAAUUACCAUCCCUGACAUAGCUGACGUCAUUGAGAAGUUGAUGGGAAACGCUUUUAGGUGCCGUUACAGUAGCCGUGCCUUCAAGCAGUUAUACGAAAAGUGUAAAGGAAGAAGAGGCAAGGCUCAUUUGUCCAAGAUCGAGAGUCUCCACAUCAAGUUACUGCCCAGCAAAUCCAUGGACAGUUUUGUGGUAAGGCAUUUUCUGAUUCUACACACUUUUUGACCGACGUACCAUAACUUUUAGGACAUACUGUAACAUUUAUAAUAUACUAAUAAAACUACUACCUACUAGAUUAAAUAGUAUCAUCUACAGUACCAAUUAUAGCGAAAACAAGAAGAUGAAGUGGAGUUUCCUUUCGUCCAUCCCUUCAACGAUCUCUUCCUCUGGGCCGUUCUGACUCGACGGCAUCAGAUGGCACGCUUCCUGUGGUUGUAUGGUGAACAUGGCAUGGCAAAGGCUCUAAUAGCGAUACGUCUAUAUAAGACGAUGAGCAGGGAGGUGGCAUACGACUACACCGAGGUUGAGGCGAGCAAUCAGCUGCGAGAGUUUGCUGAGUAUGUCAUUUUGAUUUUAAAGCUUGUAUAGUAACAUAGUCUUUAUCAACUCUAAAGGUAAUGUUAAGUAUGUUUUUAGAGAUUUCAAAGAAUGUUCGUUGGAGCUUCUGGAUCAUUGUCAUGAUCAAGAUGACAUUCGGACGAUGCGACUUCUGACGGCUGAACUGCCAGCGUGGGGACACCAUACUUGUCUGUCAUUGGCUGUUAUGGCCAAUAACAAACGUUUUCUGGCACAUCCAUGGUAUGUUACAGUACAAUAGAUAUUAAUUGUUGCUUUUUAUCAACGUUAUAUGUUCUAAUCUCUAACAUAAUGUAAAAUAUAUAUAUUAACUUACGCAUAUUGUCUAUAUAAAAUAACAUCGAUCAAUUCCAGCUGUCAAGUACUGCUGGCAGACCUGUGGCACGGUGGACUCCGCUUCAGAAGGUAGGUUCGAGGGUCAAUUUGAAUUUGUGAUCUUCAGAUGUUCAGUCAGAGUAACAUCAAAGUGAUCGCGGCCGUCGUCUUCCCUCCGGUCAUUCUGCUACUCGACUUCAAGACUCCAGAACAAAAGAAGAAUCAGAGGAAGAACUCCCUGAUAACGACGGAGGAGGAGCUGAACGACUAUAAGCACGGCAGCAAGUCGUCGCUUCACAACUUUCAACGCAAUUCUGUAGGUAUUGUUUCAGGUUGAAUAUAACUUUAAAUCUUUGAUAUGUGUCAGUUUGGUAUUGUGGUUACUAUAACAUUUUAGUGGUUCAAACUUCGGAAAUCGUCGAGAACGUUCAGUAAACGAGGGUCGACUGACAACGACGUUGUCAACGUGAAUAACCGUGAAGGACGUGCUCUGACUGUGAUUGAAGAAAGCCGAAGAGACAAUAGGUUUGUACGACGUAACAAUGUACGUUUUUAAAUGAUUUUAUACAUUUAUUAUGUUGAUUACUAUUUUUGAUUUAUCUUUAAAGGUUGUUUAACAUAAUAUCAGCUAUACCUAUAUGUAAGCUCAAGUAUAAUAUAAGUAAAAAACCUUACAUUAAUUCGACUUCAGAGUAUUCUGAAGACGUUGUCGUCAGCGUGGAGCAAGUUCCGUCUCUUCUACGGAGCUCCGAUCACAUCGUUUUGGAUAUGGACGUUGUCGUUCUGCCUGUUCUUGUUAACGUUCUGCUACGUUCUGCUGAUCGAGUUUCCUCUCCAACCAUCGUACACUGAAUGGGGACUUCUGGCUUAUGUGGUUGGGCUAGGAUUGGAGCAUUUCAGAAAGGUCGGUUUUAAUAUUUUUACUUUAAAUAAUAUAUUUAAAAAAUGUAAAAUAGCUUGUUAGUCAGUAAUUUUAAUCCUAAAAUAACCCUAUUUUUUAAUGUAUGAAAUUUACAUAUUCUUGUGAUUCUGUCAAUAUUAUCAUCAGAUGGAUAGUUUUAGCUUCUGGUGUUAGAAUCUUCGAAUUUGAUCGAAAAGGUGAAGGUCUUCUACACUCGCUACUGGAACAUCUUGACCACGAUAGCUGUGAUGACAUUUCUGAUUGGAUUCUACUUCCGUUUCGACCGUGACCGGCUACACACUCAUUCUCGAGUGAUUCUGGCGUCAAACUCUGUUCUCUGGCAUAUGAAGUUGUUCGACUUUCUGAGUGUUCAUCCUCGCCUCGGCCCUUACAUUACCAUGGCAGGGAAGAUGGUAUUAGCCAUGUCGUAUAUCAUCAUCAUGCUACUGGUGACCUUGAUGGCAUUCGGAGUGGCACGGCAGUCGAUCACGUUCCCACACGAAAAGUGGGGGUGGAUUCUGGUGAGGAACAUCUUCUACAAGCCUUACUUCAUGUUGUAUGGGGAGGUGUACGCGGGAGAGAUAGACACUUGUGGAGAUGAAGGGACCAACUGUGUGCCUGGAGGGUGGAUACCUCCAGUUUUGAUGACGAUCUUCUUGUUGGUGGCCAAUAUUCUCUUGAUCAAUAUGUUGAUUGCUAUCUUUAAGUGAGUGGAAUUAAUGUUUUUGUGGGUUUCUGAUGAAAUUUAGUACUGUUUUUGCAUAUUAGUAUACUGUAGAAUAAGAUAUAGAAUAAGAUUUAUAUGUCAACACGUGUAUACUGUACUAUUCCAUUAAAUUAAUUAAUAUACGAUACGUUAUAUCAGAGAUUAAUGUUACAGUAACAUCUUCAACGUGACGAAUGCCAUGUCCCAACAAGUAUGGAUGUUCCAAAGGUACCAACAAGUGCUAGAAUACGAAAGUACACCCAUAAUACCGCCGCCGUUUACUCCGUUUGUCCAUGUUCUACUAUUCUGUAAAUAUCUGAAACAAAGGUUAUGUGGAAGGCAAAGGACAUACCGAGGUUACAGUAACAACGCCGAGUUUUCUAUUAGUAAGACCUUACAAUAUGUGAACAAACUUGUAUUAUAGGGGGAGGGGGGUUGAUGUUAUAACUAUGAUCAAAUGUAGCUGUCGUGACGUAUAAUACUAAUACUGUAGUAUAAUAAUGAACCUAAUAAGUCCAGUAAUACUGUACUUCAGAAGUAUAUUUUGACGAAGCUGACUUGAAGCGGCUACACGACUUCGAAGAAGAUUGUUUGGAUGAUUUGUCGAGACGGAAGUUCAACUGUGCUCUACUAUCACAUAAACAUCUACAGAGCUCGCUAGAGAUGUCAAACAAGCUGAACGAGCUGGCUGAGGAGAACUUCUCUCUUAAGAACAAGAUGGAGAAGCUGAGCAGACAUCUGGAGGUGAUCGUGAACUGCCAGAACAAACUCAUGACAAUGUUGGAAGGGGAGAAGGUGGAGGAGAAGGCACUGAUCGUUAGGACUGGGUUCGGUAAGUGUUUUACAGUAGGUAAUUAUGAUUAAGGAUAGUGAUAUUUGAUGUAAACUGGGCAUAAGUUAAGAGAAAAUGUGCAUAAUUGUCAAUAUUAACAUAAUAUAACACUUAUAUAUCAUAAAAUAAUGGAAUCCAAUAAAACUACCGUACCGCAUGACGUGUACCGUAUCCUACAGAACGCUCCUCCCAAAAGCCCCGCCCAAAAGCCGAGAUACCUCCGAUCGCUCAAGUCGAGCCUUCUGUAGCUUCAUCUACCGUAGUCCUUCCUACAAUAUCCGUUCAUACUGUAGCUCUGUCUUCGCUUGGCCUAGUCCAGACAAGAGAUUCUGUAUCUCUUUCUGAAGACUUGGACCAGAUGGAAGCUUCGACUGGUCAAACUGUCACAUUUCGAACGUCAACUUCUACACGAACGCCACGAGCUCUGAGGGCAUCGACCGGUCGAUCGAGCAGCUCAUCUUCGACUUCUUCAGCCGGUUCUAACUUCUUUUGA